This is a messenger RNA of Ectocarpus sp. CCAP 1310/34, 1243 nucleotides long. Lineage: Eukaryota; Phaeophyceae; Ectocarpales; Ectocarpaceae. The record is from the annotation of a GenBank genome assembly.
UUGCGGCGUCUUGUCUGGUUGGUGGCACAGCUCACCGUCCGCACAAGGCAUGGUGCGCCUCUGCGCUGCGUACAGCUCUUCGGGUCUGCAGCAGCACGCGCGCCGCGUUUGUGUUGCGUCUAUCCGCUGUUGUUCGUGAGUGUGUGUCUUGUUUUUCGCUUGAUCGCGUGUGUGUGUGUGUGUUUUUUUUUUUUUGUUAUAAGCAUCGACCGCGCUAACCGUGUGUGUGUGUGUGUGAAUGUUUCUCCACCUGCACUAUUGCGGGGCACCGCGGUGCCCAACCUGUACUGUAUCGGGUAUCUGCCUAAAUAGCACAGAUCCUGCACUAUUGAGGGCGCCGUCUGUGCGCAGAGAUUUUACCUGCACUAUAUCGGGCGGUUGCACUAUUCAAAGUGCACUAUAGGGGGCCCACUACUGCACCGAUCAUACGGUGUUUGAGGAGAUCGAAUUUCGAUUUGGUCUCGGUCUUUUUUAUCUUCCCGAGAGCCGAAGACCGCUGGAUCUUCAGGAAUCGUGGUCCUUCGCUUUUAUUUUACAAUUUGGUUCCAAAGACCGCCGAAAAGCUCCAAUUCGGUCGUGCUGUUCAUUUCGGUCUUUUUAGGAACAGUUGCUGGUUGGCCGAGCUCCCCGUGAGAUACCCCGUGGGCCCCAUGCGCACUGCACACGACACAAACAAUGCACCCGGCGGAGCUCAAAAAUGUGGAAGAAGCACGAGGGUGGCAGAUGAAGGGUUAAAGAGGCCCGUUUACGCACACGCACUUCCUCCUCGCUGGCGCAUCACCACACACGCUCGGUUGUGUGCAGAUUAUAGAAUCGUUGUAAUUAAUCUUUUUCGUAUGGUCAGUCCAAGACCCAAUAUCAACAAUUGCGACACCCACUUUAUGAAUUGUUUCUCUGCACCCAGGUGGUUGUUCGCAAAACCGAAAGUAGCGGCAAACGCCCUGUUUCCAGGUGCAGGUCCCUGUGGAAAGUUUUUUUUUUCUUGUUGUCGAUUUAUUUGCAAAUAAUCGGAAAAUCUUGUUCACUUUUUCCUGGGGUGGGCUUUUGUCAGACCACAAUUAUGAGACCGGAUUUCGACAGCUCUCGCGAUUCCCCAGGUGGAAUUUUUUUCCGAUUUCGAUUUCAGCAAAAAUCGACGAAGUUAUCGCCGAAAAACUGCAUUAGAGAGACCAUUUUGUUCACUUUUCCCCUCCGACAUUCAACCAUAGAGAGAGCUUCAAAGAGACCACGGCAAUCGAUUCCU